UCCCAGCUUCCGGGGUAAACGGAAGACAUCAGAAAGAGCACAUCGAAUGAGAAAGACGCUAAUAAGUCAGUCCUAUUAUUUUUUCUCCAGUUUGAAAUAUUUACGUCGUAUAAAAUACAUAUUUGAUUCUUUAUUUAAGGAUAAAGUGGUCUGGAUGCGCUAGAAGCACUGUGCUGCUUCUCGUGCUAUCUUUGCUUGUUAGUUAGCUUAGCUCGCUAGUUAGCUUAGCUUGUUAGCUGCUAACAGAAGACACAGAAGUUAUCAACACAUCGCUAAGUAGAGAUCAAGUGUGAGAGUAAAGUGUUGUGAUUGUGUGAAAAUGUCUACAUUACAAAUGUUGAGAGCGUUGGUGGAUCAGCGACUAACUGCUGCCGUUGAAGAAAUAUUUGUAGUGUUAGAAAGAACGAUAGCAGAAUACCAGGCGGAACUUUCUAGAACUAAAGAGGAGAACAAUCAACUACUGGACGCUGUUUUCAAGAAACAUCAAGUUGUGUUACACAGAACAGACGUCGAAGAACAUAUUUUUCGUGAGCAGGAAGAGGAACCACAGUCCCCCCACAUUAAAGAGGAAGUUGAGACGCCACAGACCCAUAGUGUUAAACUGACCCUUCACAUUAAAGGGCAAGCGGAGGACCCACUGAACUUACACAUCAAAAAUAAAGAGGAGGACCCACUGACCCCUCACAUUAAACAGGAAGAGGAGUACCCACUGACCCCUUACUUCAAAGAGGAAGAGGAGGACCAAGAGCCGCCGCAGAUUAAAGAGGAAGAGGAGGAAAAGGGCAUCAGUCAGCCUAAAUGGUUGGAGGAGUUCCCAGUGACUGGUGUCCCUGUGAAGAGUGAAGAUGAUGAGGUGAAAGGUGAAAGUGAGGAGAGGGGAGGGGGGGAGCCUCCAAGCAGCAGCUCAACACAACACAUGACAACAGAAGCUGAUGGAGACCACUGUGGAGGAUCACAAGCAGACAAGCUCUUAGCUCCACUAUCAGAUAGUGAGGACACAACGUCACACUCUCCUGACACUGAUGAUGAAGACUCUAAAGAUGAUAAGACAUGUCACACUGACAACACUCACUUCACAUGUUCUCACUGUCACAAAACCUUUCAAUACCAUUGUAGUCUGAAAAGACACAUGAGAACACACACUGGAGAAAAACCUUUUUCUUGUUCACUCUGUAGUAAAGGUUUUGCACAAAGUCACGAUUUGAAAAGACACAUGAGAACACACACUGGAGAAAAACCUUUUUCUUGUUCAAUAUGUGGUAAAGGUUUUACACAACGUCAAAAUUUGAAAGUACACAUGAGAACACACUGGUGAAAAAAACGUUUCUUGUUCAAUCUGUGGUAAAGGUUUUGCACAAAGUAAUAAUUUGAAAAGACACAAGAGAACACACACUGGAGAAAAACCUUUUUCCUGUUCGACCUGUGGUAAAGGUUUUACAAGAAGUACAUAUGCGAAAGUACACACGAGAACACACACUGGUGAAAAAUCACAUUCCUGUUCAAUCUGCAACAGAAGCUUUUGUUGACGAUCAACCCUUGUAGCACACAUGAGAAGACACCCAGGAGAGAAAGUGUUGAGUUGCAGUGUGUGUGGUGAAAGAUUGUCUUCUAAGUACCAGUGUAAGAAACACAAGUGUGCUGGUGAGAACAGCAGCAGCAAAUGAAACUGCAGGAUUUGAAAUAAACUGUCCAGACUUUCAUUUUGACUUUCUAACAACAUCAUCACAUAUAACAUGUGUGACAUUGUUGUUUGUCUAACAAUCUGUUCAAUAUGCUUCUACAUUUAUAGAUUAGACAGUUUGAAAUAUAAAAGUAUUACUUAUUUGUAGUUGUAAUUGUUGAUAAUCCCAUAGAUUAUCACCUUUAUAUGAUAUACAUAUGUACUGGUUCACAUCUGAAACAUCUUCUGGACCACUUCAGGAAGCAUAUUAUUAUUUACUUUAUACAUCAUUUGAACAGUUGUCUUUUAUACAAUUUUAAAAUGUGUGACUUUAUGAAUCAUUUGUUGGGUCUCUAUAAUCCAUUUUAUUAAUCAUCUUUACUACUCUCUUUUGUAAUAUGAUGAUUGUGUUGUGAUUUUUUUAUACUUUAACUUAAUAUGUAUGUACUUGUACGUUUAUGCAAUAAAAAGUGAGAGAAAAUGGC
Messenger RNA from Nerophis ophidion (straightnose pipefish), 2145 nucleotides. RefSeq names its product oocyte zinc finger protein XlCOF7.1-like. Lineage: Eukaryota; Metazoa; Chordata; Actinopteri; Syngnathiformes; Syngnathidae. Gene Ontology annotation, molecular function: RNA polymerase II cis-regulatory region sequence-specific DNA binding; DNA-binding transcription factor activity, RNA polymerase II-specific. Gene Ontology annotation, biological process: regulation of transcription by RNA polymerase II. The coding region runs from base 320 to 1315 and encodes 331 amino acids. The transcript is spliced from 2 exons. The record is from RefSeq and is a predicted model, not a curated record. Gene Ontology annotation, cellular component: nucleus.